Molecule: messenger RNA, 1062 nt
Organism: Paramecium tetraurelia
Lineage: Eukaryota; Ciliophora; Oligohymenophorea; Peniculida; Parameciidae
Exons: 3
Cellular component (GO): cytosol
Source: RefSeq, a predicted model, not a curated record
AUGGGGAAUGCAAGUACAUGUUGUUCACAUCCUGUUAUACAAAACAAAGAGGCUAUAAAUACUUAAUAAAAGAUUAUGAUAGUGAAUGAAGAGUGUGAUGUUCGUGAAUGGGAAGCAGAUGAUUUUGUAAAGAUUGGUCUUUAAAGUCACCCAGUAAAAGAACACAAGCUUUUUGAUUAACCAUCAGUUAUUAGAAGAAUGGAAAGUGUUGAAGGACCUAAAUUAGGAGAACGUUUGGAACUAUUUCCAGAAAUCGAAAAUCAAAUUGUGCGAACUGUUUUGGCUUAAUUGACUCCCUUGGUAAUACCACAAGAUAUGGAAAGAGGUGAAGAGAAUCCUCCUAUCAAAUUUGACAAUGAUUUCAUUUAUCAUGGAGAAUGGAAAGAUAGUCAAAAGCAUGGAUAUGGGAAAUUGUUGUGGCCAGAUGGUAGUUAUUAUGAAGGGGGAUUUGCAAAUGAUGAAACAUCUGGUUUUGGAAGAUUAAUUCAUUCUUUUGGUGAUUAUUAUGAAGGAAGUUGGAAACAUGACUAAGCCAAUGGUUAUGGCAAAUAUCACAGGUACAGAAACUAAGCAACAUAUGAGGGGAACUGGGUCAAUGAUAAACAGUAAGGUUAAGGCAAAGAAACUUGGCAAGAUGGAUCUUCUUAUGAAGGAGAAUAUAGUAAUGGAAAAAAAUAAGGAAGGGGGAUGUUUAAAUGGGGCAAUGGCAAUAUGUAUAUAGGAGAUUUCAAAAAUAAUAAAAUGGAUGGAUAUGGAAUUUAUUAUUGGAAGAGUGGUAAAGUAUACGAUGGGGAAUGGAAAGAAAAUAAAAUGGAUGGAGAAGGAUAAUUCAAUUGGCCAGAUGGUAGGAAAUAUAAGGGAGGAUAUAAGAAUGAUCUUAAAGAAGGGUAUGGAGUAUUCGAAUGGUCAGAUGGACGCUACUACAAAGGAGAAUGGAAAGAAGGCAAAUAACAUGGCAAGGGAGUACUCAGAAUGGAUUAAACUAAAGAAAUUUCUGCUGAAUGGGCCAAUGGCAAAAUGCUUACUGAAAAAUAAAUUGAAUAAUAAAAUACAGGGUCAUGA